This is a messenger RNA of Pisolithus orientalis, 1199 nucleotides long. RefSeq lists its product as uncharacterized. The record is from RefSeq and is a predicted model, not a curated record. The transcript has 5 exons. NCBI's taxonomy places the organism in Eukaryota, Fungi, Basidiomycota, Agaricomycetes, Boletales, Pisolithaceae. Bases 235 to 1182 code for a protein of 315 amino acids.
UAUUGCUACCUUUGCCACAAUGGAGCUAAAUACUUAUUUGAGUGCUAUUCCUGCCCUUGCAUGGUGUGUGACCCCUGCUUAGGAUUAGCGCAGUGGCUCAUGGACAAGGCCUGUGCCAAGGACAUAGACUUCCAGUGUCCCAGUUGCCAUGAACUUGAAGAGGGUGGUGCAAAGUGCAAAGAGCUACAUCCAUACUUUCCAUUCAUGCACACAGUACUCAGGAAGAGAAUUCCCAUGUUGGAUAAGCCAGUCAUCAUCUCAGGGAUUUGUAAAAGGGCAUCUAAGUCUCAAGUGUGUGCCAGGUCCACCCUUAUUCUUGAGCUUGUCUGCACAGGAGUGGAAAUUCAAGGUUCAUUGCCAUCACUCCUCAACAUGACCAUUGAGGAAUAUCACACAAGAAACUCCCUUCUGUAUCAAAAAAUAAUCUUCGAUUUUGGUACAGAUCAAAAGUUUAGUCAGUGGAGUAUGAGGAUCAAAAAACUGGGUGAAAAGUUGGGCAUGUAUGCCUUCAAGCACAAGAUCAUAUUCAUUACUGUCCAUAGCAAAGUCACCUGUAGUGACCUGUUUUCAGGGAAGGGUGAGAGUGGUAAGGAUGUUGCAAUGGAGGUUGGCAAGUUCAUGAAAUGCCUGUUUACUUCUCCUCUGCAAAACAUGGUCUAUGGUUCUAUGCUGUUUAUGUUGACUUGUGGCCCCAUGGUUUCCUUUGAACAAUCAUUCACAGCAUUGAAGCAAUCUAUUGUGCAACUCCAGCCAGAGUAUAUGGUCGCAUUCACCACCAAGGAUUUCCUCAAUGCAGUCAUCAAAAUUUUCAUUGUGUCAUAUGGUGUCAAAGUCUUGAUUGAAGGACAUGCUCUGGAGAACAUUAUCCAUGACCUACUUGACAUCUCACUCGAACUUUGGAUGCACACUGAUGUGAUGCUCUUUCAUCUUUCAGGCCUAGGAUUGCCAAGGGUGCCAUGGUUACUUAGCCCUGCCCCACUCACUGCUGCCCCUCUCCUCACCAUAUACAGGUACUCAUGGUACCACAGCCAUCAGCACCCAUGGGGCACAUCUCUAUCCAUGGGCUGCAAGUGUGCCUUUGAAGUGCAUACUCAGCCUCUACUGGUUGAAUAUGACAUGCUCCAUGGCAACCCUACAUCUGGGUGGCUCAAAUACACUGUUUGCGCUGCAGUGCCACUGUGAUUUUGUGCAUUUGUCUG